Ornithorhynchus anatinus (platypus) is the source of this 2827-nucleotide messenger RNA. It is a transcript of the gene CIRSR, whose product is annotated as corepressor interacting with RBPJ, CIR1. Gene Ontology annotation, cellular component: nucleus. Gene Ontology annotation, molecular function: transcription corepressor activity. The record is from RefSeq and is a predicted model, not a curated record. The transcript is spliced from 10 exons. The coding region runs from base 74 to 1471 and encodes 465 amino acids. Gene Ontology annotation, biological process: negative regulation of DNA-templated transcription. NCBI's taxonomy places the organism in Eukaryota, Metazoa, Chordata, Mammalia, Monotremata, Ornithorhynchidae.
GGCCGCCGGCGGCCCACUUCCGGCUGGUCCUGGGGGUCGCCGCUCGCCUUCCGAAGGCCCCGCCGUUGCCACUAUGGGGAAAUCGUUCGCCAACUUCAUGUGCAAGAAGGACUUCCACCCUGCCUCCAAGUCCAAUAUCAAGAAGGUAUGGAUGGCCGAACAGAAGAUAUCGUAUGAUAAGAAGAAACAAGAAGAAUUAAUGCAACAGUAUCUUAAAGAACAAGAAUCUUAUGAUAACAGGUUGCUUAUGGGAGAUGAACGUGUGAAGAACGGUCUUAAUUUCAUGUAUGAAGCCCCACCAGGAGCCAAAAAGGAGAAUAAAGAGCAGGAAGAAGCAGAAGGAGAGACUGAAUAUAAAUUUGAAUGGCAGAAAGGAGCCCCACGAGAAAAAUAUGCCAAAGAUGAUAUGAACAUCAGAGACCAGCCAUUUGGUAUCCAGGUGCGGAAUGUAAGGUGCAUUAAAUGCCACAAAUGGGGUCACGUCAACACUGAUCGAGAGUGUCCUUUGUUCGGUCUUUCUGGAAUCAACGCCAGUUCAGUUAAUAGUGAUGGUUCAGGGCCAUCAAUGCACCCCUCCGAGCUAAUAGCGGAGAUGAGAAACAGUGGGUUUGCGCUGAAACGAAAUGUACUGGGGAGAAACUUGACCGCAAAUGAUCCAUCACAGGAAUAUGUGGCAAGUGAAGAUGAAGAAGACCCAGAAGUUGAAUUUUUAAAAUCACUAUCAACUAAACAAAAACAGAAACUUCUCAGGAAAUUAGAUCGGCUUGAAAAGAAAAAGAAAAAAAAGAAAAAAGAUAAAAAGAAGAAGCUGCAAAAGAAGAAAAGCAAAAGUAAGCAGAAAAAACAUAAGAGCAGCUCCUCCUCCUCCUCCUCGUCUUCCUCUUCCUCCUCCAGUGAGACUUCAGCAAGCAGCAGUGAUAGUGAGAGUGACAGCAAAGAGAGAGGAGCACAAAAGAAGAUGUAUUCUAAGAAGAGAAAAAAAGACAAGUUUUCAGAGGUUAGCAGCAGUGAUUCUGAAGGGAAGGAAAAGUCUAUGAAGAAAAAACUUUACAAGGAGCCCUCCAGUAGUCACGGCAACAAGGAAAAAACCAAGGAGAAGACUCAUCUUUUAAAGCACGAUAGUUCUAGGGAGGAUGAUAAAUGGCACUACAGUGGUUCUGACCGAAAGUCCAAAAGGAGAAACCAGAGCCCAGACAAGAGGGAAUCUGAAAGGAAUGAAGAUAGCAGGAGCCAAAGCAAGGAUGAGAGGAGUGGGAGAAGUCACGGCAGUUACAGGCAAAGGCAAACAAGAAAAAGACCAAGUCGAAGCUCCAGUGAAGAGCGGCACAGGAAAAAUGAAGCCCGGAGCUGUAACACAGAUGUGCAGAGAGAGGGAAAGAAAUAUAGAGAGAACUCUGGAAAUAAGUGUAGUAAGGUGGAACGUAGAGAAAGAAGCCGAAGUAGAAAUAGAAUGGAGAGAGAGUAUGUGUGACAGUUGCCAGGGAAUAAAAAUCUGUCUACUGUUUUUUUAAUACCUUCAAGCAAGGGCUAAAUUGUGCACUGUUGUCUUUCUAAUAAAAAGGUCUAUUUUCAUUUUCCACUUCUAUAAACUGUCAUUUCAUGCACAAAACUGCAGCAGUACCGUAAGAAUGAAUCUUGUGAAUAUUUGUAAGUAACCUAUUUUGACUGUAGACCUUUUUUUCUCCCGGUAAAUGUUUCUUAUUCUCUUGGACUGCUUAGGCCGCAUAUAACUUUGUAGGUGCCAUUUCCUUUUAUUUGAAAUAUCAUUAAAAGAGGAAUGACAGUACCCUGAAUGGGAGAGAUUUAAUUUGAGAUUUGUCUGUUUGCGUUCCUAUUUCUUUUAAGAUUUAAAUUUGUUUUGGCCAAAGUAAUCUUUUGUGAAAUCCCCCAGCAGGUUUAAACUGCUGUGAUAGCAUUUUUCGAAUGUUCUAAUGUGCUGCUUCAGGCAGCCUUUCAGAGAAUUUUCGAUACUAAUUUUUUUCUUUUUUGAUUUCUACCGAAGAAGGAAAUUUCUUGAAUUGAAAUGGCUAACCAUAAUAUCUUGAAUCGGGUAUAGCCAAAGGUUUUGGAUAUUUUUGAAAGUUUAUCUAAACAUCUUGAACCCUGUGGUCUGUGUCAGUUCAGAGUCACGUUAUUGUUUGGUAAUUUUUCAAGACAUGAAAAGAAUACUUAACUGUUUCCAGGUAUUUAAUUGUAUGCAGAAGGAUGUUAAUUCGGAUGGUCUUUCUUAUGUUGUCAUGCAGCUGUUAUGCUUUUAUUUUUCUUAAGGUCUGUGUUUUUACCACAUGUCAUAAAGAUGAACUAUUUUAAUAAACUCCAUUAUUUUUAGAAGCAAUAAGAAAAACAUUAUUCUCUAGUGUUCAAUAUUGUUUCAAAGGAACAGGUACACAAAUCAAAUGCAUGUGUUCUCUUUGCGAACGUAACAUUGCCUUAUGUAAGUCAAAUGGAUGUGAAAAAAUAACGGAUGGAGAGAAGCAAUCCUUUUAGUACAACCUGCCAGAAUUUGCUAAGGCCGCUCAUCCAUAAGUCACAUUAAAAAUGUAUUGUCUGUGUCCCUUUUUCACAUUUCAGUUUUAUUUCUUUCCAAUUGUGACCCUACUACCUUCGAAACUCUCAGGCUUUAAGAGCCAGUAGAUUUUGUUUGCUUAAAUAAAUUUUAUUGAAUCAAUGUGCCUCUUCAUAAGUUAGUAGUAGUAGUAGUUUGGAAUCUUUCCAGAAGAGGAAACUCUAAAGUUUGGUAAGAAAUAAAACGUUUACAAAUAAAAAUAAAAACAAUUGAUGUGGUCUGGAAUGUAUAGGCUGUAAUAAACCAUGGGAUACUGUGUAA